AUGGCAACUGAAACGAACGAUCAAACAAAACCAGUUUGUCCGGUUAAUUCGUGGAAUGAAUGGGAUCCACUGGAGGAGAUUAUUGUGGGUAUUCCAGACUACGCUACAGUCCCGCACUUGGUUCCGGAAGUUAAAAUCUGUGUGGCCGAAUCCAACUGGGCCUUUUUCGAGAAGAACGCGGGUAAAUAUUGGGCCGAUGCCAUGCCUCGAGAUCAUUGGGAUCUAUUGUGCCGUCAAAUUAAUGAAUUUGUGCGCAAACUUGAACUGGAGGGAGUAAAAGUGAUUCGCCCAGAACCGGUGGAUCAUAGAAAGUCCUACAGUCUGCUCGGUUUUCAAUCUCAGGGUUUCUACUCUGCCAUGCCACGUGACUUUCUGCUUGUGGUCGGAGAUGAACUGAUCGAAGCAACUAUGACCUGGCGUGCGCGGUAUUUUGAGUACGUGUCCUAUCGCCCAAUAAUUAUGGAUUAUUGGAAACGAGGUGCAAAGUGGACGGUAGCACCGAAACCGACAGACUACCAGAAGUUGAUCAAUCAGGAAACGGCGAAACAUUUGGAAAAUCACGUUUCCGAUAAGUCAAACAUAGGCCACAUCACCACCGAGUCCGAACCGUGUUUCGAUGCAGCGGAUUUUAUUCGAGCCGGUCGUGAUAUAUUUGUUCAACGCAGUCAGGUGACCAAUUUGGCUGGGAUCGAAUGGGUUCGACGUCAUUUAGAGCCGCGUGGAAUUCGUGUUCACCGCCUGACAUUUGAAGAUCCAAGGCCGAUGCAUAUUGAUGCCACAUUCAGUUUGGUCAAGCCCGGUGUGGCACUACAAAAUCCGGACAGGCAGUGUCAUGAGAUCGAUCUAUUCAAAGCUGCCGGAUGGGAUGUAGUCGACGUCCCGCGACCGUUGAUCAGUAAAAGCCAUCCGCUGUGGCUCGGAUCUAACUGGCUCUCCAUGAAUGUGCUCAUGCUUGAUCCAACACGAGUGAUGGUUGAAGAAGAGGAGGUAGGUAUUCAAGAAAUGUACAGAAAAAUCGGAGUGACACCGGUUCCCGUGAAAAUUCGCCACGCCAACUCUAUCGGAGGUGGAUUCCAUUGUUGGACCUGUGAUGUUCGACGUCGAGGUGGAUUGCAGAGCUACUUUGACUGGUCUCGCUGUGGAUUCCCCAAAGCCUGA
Messenger RNA from Echinostoma caproni, 1158 nucleotides. The record is from the annotation of a GenBank genome assembly. NCBI's taxonomy places the organism in Eukaryota, Metazoa, Platyhelminthes, Trematoda, Plagiorchiida, Echinostomatidae.